GUUCCUGAUGUCACAACUCCGCAUGAGCGGGCAGGCUUCCAUUCAUGCAGGCAGCCAGCCUGUCCAGGCCCAGGCUCAGAAUUUCUACCUUCAUGUUGGAGAUCACAAGGUGAGGAUGACGGAGGUGAAGACACAGCUGGAGAAGGGCUUCGAUGUGUACAUUCCUGAGACCAGUGUUGAGGAAGUCUUGGGUGUGAUGACGUCAGCGUGCACUGACCUAGCAGAGUUGCCUGAGCUCCGUGAUGUCAUUCUUGCCGUGAGCAGUGCUUGCAGGAAGCACAAAGCCUCGCAGUUCCUGAUGUCUCAACUCCGCAUGAGCGGGCAGAUUUCCAUCCACGCAGGCAGCCAGCCUGUCCAGGCCAAGGCUCAGAAUUUCUACCUCCAUGUUGGAGAUCACAAGGUGAGGAUGACGGAGGUGAAGACAGAGCUGGAGAAGGGCUUCGAUGUGUACAUUCCUGAGACCAGUGUUGAGGAAGUCUUGGAUGUGAUGGCGCCAGCAUGCACUGACCUAGCAGAGUUGCCUGAGCUCCGUGAUGUCAUUCUUGCCGUGAGCAGUGUUUGCAGGAGGCACAAAGCCUCGCAGUUCCUGAUGUCUCAACUCCGCAUGAGCGGACAAAUUUCCAUCCACGCAGGCAGCCAGCCUGUCCAGGCCAAGGCUCAGAAUUUCUACCUCCAUGUUGGAGAUCACAAGGUGAGGAUGACGGAGGUGAAGACAGAGCUGGAGAAGG
Durusdinium trenchii is the source of this 728-nucleotide messenger RNA. NCBI's taxonomy places the organism in Eukaryota, Dinophyceae, Suessiales, Symbiodiniaceae. The record is from the annotation of a GenBank genome assembly.